Molecule: messenger RNA, 2746 nt
Organism: Myodes glareolus (Bank vole)
Lineage: Eukaryota; Metazoa; Chordata; Mammalia; Rodentia; Cricetidae
Source: RefSeq, a predicted model, not a curated record
GGAGGGCCGGGGGUGGGUCCCUGAGCCUCUGCUCGGUGUCUGCGCCCGCUCGCUCAGCAGCUCUGAGUUCCCAAGUUACAGUGCCCUCCUGAGCGCUGUAGGGGCUUCGUAUUCUUGUCUGUCUGCAGGAGCUCCGGUGGGGGCUUCCGAAGUGAGGAGGUGGCUCCAGCGCUGCCAGAGCAGAGAGACGUGGGGCUCGUGGGGAUAGUUCUCUUCGCAUUUUGGACCUUGUGUGAUAAAUAACCCGAGGAAAACCCACAAGGGGCAGCCUCACAGCGUCUGCGUUUUCAGGAGUUGACCUGUCCCCCACUAGUUAUGAACUUCCAACACUACAGGAGUGCUAAGGGCUGAUUGAUUAAUUUCAGUCAAUUUCCAUGUCAAUUUCUAGGUGGCUCAGCAAAAUUUUGAACACUAGCUAUGGAAGAUUUGAUGUUUGUCUGCAGCAACUUCCUCGACCCGUAAGUCCUGCAGCCUUCCAUUCUUUUGUGCUUAUAAAGGCUCCCGGGCUUCUCUAUCCAGAGUUGCUCUGUGUUGGUUGGCCAUGGGGAGCACCCUGGGCUGCCAUCGCUCUAUCCCCAGAGACCCCUCAGACCUGUCACAUAACCGUAAAUUCAGUGCAGCUUGCAACUUCAGCAACAUCCUGGUGAAUCAGGAGCGGCUAAACAUCAACACCGCCACUGAGGAGGAACUGAUGACCCUGCCUGGGGUGACACGUGCAGUGGCCAGAAGCAUCGUGGAGUACCGAGAAUAUAUCGGUGGCUACAAGAAGGUGGAGGAUCUAGCUCUGGUGAGCGGCGUAGGGGCCACCAAACUGGAACAGGUCAAGUUUGAGAUCUGUGUGAGCAGCAAGGGUAACUCCGCGCAGCACUCUCCCAGUUCCCUGAGGCGGGACCUGCUGGCUGAGCAGCAGCCUCAUCACCUGGCCACCUCGGUGCCCCUCACGCCACGAGUCAAUAUCAACACAGCCACCUUAGCUCAGCUCAUGAGUGUCCGAGGCCUCACGGAGAAGAUGGCUGUCAGCAUCGUGGACUACCGCCGUGAACAUGGUCCCUUUCGCAGUGUGGAGGACCUGGUGAGGAUGGACGGAAUCAAUGCAGCCUUCCUGGACAGAAUCAGACACCAGGUGUUCGCAGAGAGGUCCAGGCCCCCAUCGACCCACACCAAUGGAGGGCUCACCUUUACCGCCAAGCCUCAUCCCAGUCCCACAUCUCUGAGCCUGCAGAGCGAGGACUUGGACCUGCCACCAGGGGGGCCCACACAGAUCAUCUCCAUGAGGCCUUCGGUGGAAGCCUUCGGAGGGAUGAGGGAUGGGCGGCCUGUGUUUAGGUUGGCCACCUGGAACUUGCAGGGCUGCUCUCUGGAGAAGGCCAACAACCCUGGCGUCAGAGAGGUGGUGUGCAUGACGCUUCUGGAAAACAGCAUCAAGCUUCUAGCUGUUCAGGAGCUGCUUGACAAAGAGGCCCUGGAAAAGUUCUGUACAGAGCUAAACCAGCCGAUCCUGCCCAACAUCCGAAAGUGGAAGGGGUCCCGAGGGUGCUGGCGGUCUGUUAUUGCUGAGAAGCCUUCGAAUCAGCUCCAGAAGGGCCCCUGCUACUCUGGAUUCCUGUGGGACACAGCAGCCAGUGUGGAACUGAGGGACAUCCCCGGGCAGGAGAACUCACCCAGCAAUGGUCAUGGGAAGGCUGAGGGUCCGAGCCCAUUCCUCGCGAGAUUCAAGGUGGGAAACAACGACCUGACCCUGGUUAACCUUCAGCUGACAACCCUGGCCCUCCCAGGAGCUGAGAAUUCAAGCAAGAAUCACGGUGAUGGCCACCGCUUGUUGAACUUUGCACUAACUCUACAGGAAACUCUGAAAGGAGAAAAGGAUGUUGUUAUUUUAGGGGAUUUUGGCCAAGGGCCAGAUAGCAGUGACUAUGAUAUCCUAAGGAGAGAAAAAUUCCACCACCUGGUCCCGGCUCACACCUUCACCAACAUCAGCACCAGGAAUCCCCAAGGCUCCAAGUCAGUGGACAACAUCUGGAUCAGCAAAAGCUUAAAGAAAGUGUUCACAGGUCACUGGGCUGUUGUGAGAGAGGGUCUCACAAACCCAUGGAUUCCAGAUAACUGGUCCUGGGGUGGAGUGGCUUCUGAGCACUGUCCUGUCCUCGCUGAGCUGUAUAUGGAGAAGGACUGGAGCAAGAAGGAAGUCCCCAGGAAUGGCAAUGGAGUCACCUUAGAGCGAAGUGAGGCCAACAUCAAGCACGAGCGAUGAUGACAUCACCGCUUUCACCCUCUGACUCAGGAGGGCAAAGGAAGGAGCUGGCUCUACAGGGUGAAAGAUCUGGGGCCUGCGAGUCAUCAUUCUGAGGACAUUAGCCUGGUCCCUGGGCCGCUUCCUACUUUGUGAACACUUUAGAACCUCUCCUGAGGGGAGCCUGUCAGGGGCUGGCUAUGCCAGGCACCAUGGCGAAGCUGGCUGGAACGGCAACGUCUUGGGGCUGGGCAUCUGAGUUCUGGCUUGGGGCGGGGUGGCACUGCCAGCUGCAUUGCAUGGCGGCAUGAGAAAAGCAAAGGAGGUGGAGUGGAGACGGGGCGAUGGCUCAGGCUGACAAGCAAUGCCACAGCUCUCAUUUCUGCCUCGCCAGGAUGCCGUGUUCUGCCGACCAGGUCCAGGAAGCUUUUAACUGUGAUGAAAGCACUUCUCAAAGAUUUUUAGUUUUGUUUUGAAAAAAAUAAUAAUAAACAUUAUUCUGACUGGCUGCAGUAA